AUGAGAAUGAAUGAUUAUGUUAUAUAUUAUAAAGGCUUAAACGACACACAUCAGUUUGGAACAGGAUUCGCUGUUCAUAAAAAUCUUCUGUCCUCUGUAAAAGAGUUUAAUCCGAUAUCUGAACGCGUGUGUACAAUAAAAUUAAAUACAAAGCCCAUGAAUAUGUUUAUCAUUAAUAUACACGCACCAACUGAAAAUAAAGACGAAAUAGAUAAGGAUGAAUUCUUUGAAGAGGUAGCAACAAUUUAUGAUGAAGCACCAGGAAAUACAAUCAAAAUCAAAGUGGGUGAUUGUAACGCUAAAUUGGGAAAGGAACCAUCAUUUAGACCCACAAUCGAAAUGCAUAGUGUGCAUGAGAUAAGUAAUAACAAUUGA
Macrosiphum euphorbiae (potato aphid) is the source of this 375-nucleotide messenger RNA. The record is from the annotation of a GenBank genome assembly. NCBI's taxonomy places the organism in Eukaryota, Metazoa, Arthropoda, Insecta, Hemiptera, Aphididae.